This is a messenger RNA of Talaromyces rugulosus, 708 nucleotides long. RefSeq lists its product as uncharacterized. Bases 1 to 708 code for a protein of 235 amino acids. Lineage: Eukaryota; Fungi; Ascomycota; Eurotiomycetes; Eurotiales; Trichocomaceae. The transcript is spliced from 2 exons. The record is from RefSeq and is a predicted model, not a curated record.
AUGUUCUCUACAGCUACCCAGGCAAAGACCCACUCAAAUAUACACUUGGGGACCACACUUCUGUGUCCUUUGGCCGAGGAGUUUAAUUGCGACAAGCUUUUCUACGAUAUAGCAUAUGCAAAGAAACAUGGACAAGUCCAUACUAAGCACUUUCUAUGUCCACGGAUAGGAUGUAUUGACCGGUUUGCAUCUCCACGAGAAGCUCGGCAACAUGCCGAGAGUCCAAACCAUCGGCAGAUAAAACUCUUCUUCUGUCCUGUGGACACGUGUGUGGUCGCUAUCACAAGAGAACCAUUGACCGCAUUCAAGAUCAAAGAGCAUCGCAGCUUACAUAUCAAGCAUGGCCACAUUGAUGAGUCUACGGAAUUUACUCCAGAACCAGCGACCCAGCCUCCACUUUAUAGCGAAUUCCCUUUGUAUCGGGAAAUUAUCGAGCAUGGUGCCUUGGAGGACACUGGCGGUGAUUAUGAGGUUGAUGACAUUGAUACGAAGAGCACUUCUGAUGAGAAUGAUAUUGAUGACGAUGACGAGGACCUUCCGGAUUACGAAUUUGACCGUGGAAUCCUUAGUAAGGAACAUCGCCUACAAAUCCUUCAAGUAAAUAAUCUUCUCUGGAGUUCUAACAAGGAUGGCGGGUUCCGGUUUACAAAUCUGGGCCUCAGGUGUAGUGGCCCUACUGGAGGAGAAGCUACGAUGUGUUUUGAGUGA